Molecule: messenger RNA, 3444 nt
Organism: Myodes glareolus (Bank vole)
Lineage: Eukaryota; Metazoa; Chordata; Mammalia; Rodentia; Cricetidae
Source: RefSeq, a predicted model, not a curated record
GACGGCCCCUUCCAAGUGUGUGCAAGAGGUCUGGUCCCCAGCUUUAAAAUUCUGGACGCACCGCGUACUGACCUCUUCUCUCCCCCCAGUGGUGGCUAGCCCUUCCCAAGUGUGCAGUUGCCUCCUCCCUGUUCAGUCCGGCCGUCGUCCCGCUCCCAGUUGGGCUACAAGUGGCCGAGUGCUGCAGUCCAGCGCAGCGCGCCCUGCACACAGGCAUCUUGGCUUGCGGCUCCGCGGGCUCUAAGAAGUUGAGCCCCUAGCUGUUGCCUGUGGCAUCACUCGUGGGUCCCCAGCUCCCUGCCUCUCGCUUUCCCCUCCCUCGGAGCAGCGGGUCCUAGUGAGCCAGCAGCCAGCAGCCCUCCCAGGAACUUCCCGCCUGAAGUACAACUAUGCUGCUAGGUGGAAUCCUGCUGGUAGUGCAAGCCUUGCAGUUUGCCAGUGCCUUGGACCUGCCGGCUGGUUCCUGUGCCUUUGAAGAGGGCACUUGUGGCUUUGACUCGGUGUUUGCGUUUCUGCCUUGGAUUCUAAAUGAGGAAGGCCAUUAUGUUUAUGUGGACACCUCUUUUGCAAAGCAAGGGGAGAAAGCCGUGCUGCUGAGCUCAGACUUGCAGGCGGAGGAAUGGAACUGCCUUCGCCUGGUCUACCAGAUAACCGCACCUCUGGGCCCCGUGUCAGAACCCAGUCAGCUGAACCUCUACAUGAGAUUUGAGGAUGAAAGCUUUGAUCGCUUGCUUUGGUCCACUAAGGAGCCAUCCGACAGCUGGCUCAUAGCCAGUCUGGAUCUUCCAAACAGCUCCAAGAAAUUCAAGAUUUUGAUAGAAGGUGUCCUGGGACAAGGAAACACAGCCAGCAUUGCCCUCUUUGAAAUCAAGAUGACAGCCGGCUACUGUAUCGAAUGUGACUUUGAAGAAAACCAUCUCUGUGGCUUUGUGAACCGCUGGAAUCCCAAUGUGAACUGGUUUGUUGGAGGAGGAACUGUGAAGAACACCCAUUCCGUCCUCCCACAGGAUCACACAUUCAGGAGCGAGCAGGGCCACUAUAUGUACGUGGACUCCGUUUACGUCAAGCACUUCCAGGAGGUGGCCCAGCUCAUCUCUCCGAUGACCACAGCCCCCAUGUCUGGCUGCCUCUCAUUCUAUUACCAGCUUCAGCAAGGCAACGACAAUGUCUUCACUCUUUACACCCGGGAUAUGGCUGGCCUGUAUGAGGAGAUCUGGAGAGUGGACAGUUCAGGCAGUGCCACCUGGAACCUUGCAGAGGUGGAGUUCAGUGCUCCUUACCCCAUGGAGGUUAUUUUUGAAGUUGCCUUCAAUGGUCCCAAAGGAGGCUACGUUGCUCUGGAUGAUAUUUCUUUCUCUCCCGUUCAUUGCCAAAAUCAGACAGGGCUUCCCUUCAGUGCUGUGGAAACCAGCUGUGAUUUUGAGACAGACCUCUGCAACUUCUAUCAAGACAAGGACGGCCCAGGUUGGACCAGAGUGAGGGUGAAACCGAACAUGUACCGGGCGGGGGACCACACGACAGGAGCAGGGCAUUACCUGCUGGCCAACACUAAGUUUACGUUCCAGCCUGGCUACAUCGGAAGGCUCUACGGUCCCUCCUUACCAGGGAACAUGCAGUACUGUGUGCGCUUUCAUUAUGCCAUCUUCGGGUUUUUGAAAAUGAGCGACACCCUCGCGGUUUAUAUCUUUGAAGAAAACCACGUGGUGCAGGAGAAGAUAUGGUCUGUGCUCGAGUCCCCGAGGGGUGUUUGGAUGCAAGCUGAAAUCAGCUUUAAAAAGCCCAUGCCCACAAAGGUGGUUUUUAUGAGCCUCUGCAAAAGCUUUUGGGACUGUGGACUGGUAGCGUUGGAUGACAUUACCAUCCAAUUGGGAAACUGCCGGUCUCCAGAGAGACUUCCACCUCCACCUGGAGAGUGCACUUUCGAUCAAGAUGAAUGUGCGUUUACACAGGAGAAACGAAACCGGAGCAGCUGGCACAGGGGAAGAGGAGAAACACCCACCUCUUACACAGGACCAAAGGGAGAUCACACUACUGGGGUAGGCUACUACAUGUUUAUCGAGGCCUCCCACAUGGUGUAUGGACAAAAAGCACACCUCUUGUCCCAGCCCUUGAGAGGUGUCCCUGGGAAGCACUGCUUGACUUUUUUCUACCACAUGUAUGGAGCAGGAACUGGCCUGCUGAGCGUUUUCCUGAAAACAGAGGAAGAGAAUGAAGAGCCCCUGCUGUGGAGGAGGCGAGGGGAACAAAGCAUCUCCUGGCUGCGUGCGCUGGUAGAAUACAGCUGCAGGAGGCAACACCAGAUCAUUUUUGAAGCCAUUCGGGGAGUGUCAAUAAGAAGUGAUAUUGCCAUUGAUGAUGUUAAAUUUCAUGCAGGACCGUGUACAGAAAUGGAAGAUACAACUCAACAAUCAUCAGGAUAUUCUGAAGACAUAAAUGAAAUUGAGUAUUAGGAAAUGAUCUAAAUCGGAUUAAAUAGACAAAAUUUGUGCCUCUCUUCAAUCAAAGUGAAAACAGAAGAAAUGAAUACUGGAUAUUCUUAACUAUUGCAUAAGUUGAAAUGACUUCAGAACACCCCCUUUCAUUACUUUUGAAGAGAGAGAGAGAGAGAGAGAGAGAGAGAGAGAGAGAGAGAGAGAGAAAGAGAGAGAGAGAGAGAGGAGACUCAGGGCUUUCCUUUUUUUAUUCCCCUGUGCAUUUGACAACUGUUACUGGAAGUACAGGCUACUGCUUUAACAUAGGCCAUUUCAUCUUAAUUUGGGUGCCAAUUAAAAAUACAAAUGUACUAUGUUAUAGUCAUUUCAAAGUGCACAUAUAAAGGGCACAAUCAAAAUGAAUGUGCUUAUUUAAGUCUGCAUUCAAUGAAUGUAUUGGGAGACUAGGAAUUGGUGGUUUUCCUUUUGAGUUUCAAGUACAAAAAUUUUUCUUAAAUAAUGCAACGUGUCAGUAAUAUCUGCAAAAUGAAUGCAGUUUACUUAUGGUAACAGAUUAUUCCAGAAAUAAGGCCUCAUUUGUGUAUUUUAUUAACAGAAAAAGCUAUAAUUCAUUACUAUUUCGCUAUCGGUAUAAGAAAGGAGCUCUCACAGAGCCCAGGUUAAGUCCAUACGAAUUAAUGCUGCAGUAUAAGGCACUGCCGCCCUCUUUGCUUUCCCUUUGAACUACCUUGGACAGUUACUAUGAGUGCACGGGCAUUAAUGCACCUCUUCAAUAAGGCAAGCAUGAAUUUUUCAUGUAUACACACCCAACAAUUUUAAUAAACUUGUUCAACAAUUUGACUGAUUUUUAUGAUAAAUGUUUUGGUGAAGUUUUGAGUAAUAUGUAGUCAGUUACAUUUACUAAACUAUUGUUUUCUAUUUACUUAGAGAAUUGUAUAUACGUGUGCAAUUUGUGGCCAAGUAGCUGUUGUAAAACUUCAAAAUUACCUAAUAAAAGAUCAUUUGAAACUCC